GAGAUGUGAAAGGUCAGGAGUCAGAGUUACGGGGAUAUCAGAUCCCUGUCCUGGGGCUGGUGAGGUUCCAGUGCCCACAGUCUGCUGCUGCUGGGCAUUCUUCACUGUCCCGAGGUUGUAAAUAAACCCACUGCACAGACUGCAGCACAGGAUUCACAGCCCUUAGCCCAGAAGCAGCUGGGCCUUAGAGGUGUUUGCUCAUGACCUUUUUUCUUGCCACACCUUGGGGCUCUUGGGAGGAGCUGAGGUCAGAGCUGCAGUGCCAGGAUGCUGCCUCUAUCAACGCGGGUGUUCGGCCGCCUUCUGGGUCCCGUCACAUCCUUCUUGCUCAAUCAUUGGGUGCUCAGCAUGGAAGCUGCUCUCCCCUAUCUGGAAGGCAGCACACGGAGUGGCUGCAUGGAGUUGUGUUUGGAGACCGAAGCGGCAGCCUCUCUCCCAGGCUUUCUGUAGCCAGCUUGUGCUGGAGGAAGGGGAAGCGCUCCAUGCACCUGCCCCCCCACCCCCACCCCAGGCUGGAGAAGAUGGAAGGACAAGUGGUAGGCCGGAUGCUCAGGCUCUUCCGCAACCGGCUGCCUCGACUCCGAGCAGGAUCUCUCCAGGACAAUCUGAGGGACGCUGUAAAGGAGCCAGAAAGGGCCCAGGAGCACUGUCUGCCCCCCUUUGCUGGAGGGCAACACUUCUUUGAAUACCUCCUCGUGGUUUCCCUCAAAAAAAAGGGUUCGGGGGCUGACUAUGAGCCCACCAUCACCUACCAGUUUCCCAAGCGGGAGAACCUGCUUCGGGGCCAACAGGAGGAGGAGGAGCGGCUGCUCGGAGCCAUCCCCUUGUUCUGCUUCCCAGAUGGGAAUGAGUGGGCACCGCUCACUGAGUAUCCCAGGGAGACCUUCUCCUUCGUCCUGACCAACGUGGAUGGGAGCAGGAAGAUCGGAUACUGCAGGCGCCUCUUGCCUGCCGGUCGUGGCCCUCGCCUUCCCAAGGUGUACUGCAUCAUCAGCUGCAUCGGCUGCUUCGGCCUGUUCUCCAAGAUCCUGGAUGAGGUGGAGAAGAGGCACCAGAUCUCCAUGGCGGUAAUUUACCCGUUCAUGCAGGGCCUCCGAGAGGCAGCCUUCCCUGCUCCCGGGAAGACUGUCACCCUCAAGAGCUUCAUCCCCGACUCAGGCACGGAGUUCAUCUCCCUGACGCGGCCCCUGGACUCCCACCUCGAACACGUGGAUUUCAGUUCUCUGCUGCGCUGUCUCCGUUUUGAGCAGAUCCUUCAGAUCUUUGCCUCUGCGGUGCUCGAGAGAAGAAUCAUCUUUCUGGCAGAAGGUCUCAGCACCCUGUCUCAGUGCAUCCAUGCUGCUGCCGCGCUGCUCUACCCCUUCAGCUGGGCACACACUUACAUCCCCGUUGUCCCCGAGAGACUUCUGGACACUGUCUGCUGCCCCACUCCCUUCAUGGUUGGAGUCCAAAUGCGCUUUCAGCAGCAGGUCAUGGAUAGCCCCAUGGAAGAGGUCCUGUUGGUGAAUCUUUGCGAAGGAACCUUCUUAAUGUCGGUUGGUGACGAAAAAGAUAUCCUUCCACCCAAGCUUCAGGAUGACAUCUUAGACUCCCUUGGUCAGGGGACCAAUGAGCCACAGACUUCAGAACAGCUCAACGAGCAUGUUUCGGGCCCGUUUGUGCAGUUCUUUGUCAAGACGGUGGGCCACUAUGCUUCCCAUAUCAAGCGGGAGGCAAAUGGGCAAGGCCACUUCCAAGAACGGGCCUUCUAUAAGGCUCUGACCUCCAAGGCCAACCGCCGAUUUGUGAAGAAGUUUGUGAAGACACAGCUCUUCUCUCUUUUCAUCCAGGAAGCGGAGAAGAGCAGGAACCCUCCUGCAGGCUACUUCCAACAGAAGAUACUUGAAUAUGAGGAACAGAAGAAACAGAAGAAAUCAAGGGAAAAGACUGUGAAGUAAGAGCUGUGGCCAACAGGAGGGACUGGACUCACAGGCCCGUUUUGGACUCUGGCCCCUGCCAGCAUGGCGGGGUCGGCAAAGCACGCCGCCGCCUCCAGAAUCCACAGCCUUCUGCCAGGUCCUGGUGGCCAGGUCUUGGGUUUGGGACCCCUGGAAUCAGCUUUCUCUGGACUCCGGGAAGGCUCCGGCCUGUGUGCUCCGAGCUGGGCUCCACGCGGCAUGUUCUGCACGGGCAGCGCAGGGCGGCAGGCCGCAGUUAGCACAAGUGCUAAGGAGCUUCAGAAGCCGCCGUGACUGCCCUCUUCCCGGAACCACUAUUACAAAAUCCUCAACACGGAAAGCACUUGUGGCCCGAAGGCUCCGUCUCUCCACAUGAAAAGAAGUCUGUGGACAGGUGAAGCUAAGAGUAAAGAUGAACAUCUCCCUGUUGUCUAUGUGUUGUCUUU
This is a messenger RNA of Neomonachus schauinslandi (Hawaiian monk seal), 2383 nucleotides long. RefSeq names its product DENN domain containing 2D (gene DENND2D). The transcript has 12 exons. Gene Ontology annotation, cellular component: nucleoplasm; cytosol. NCBI's taxonomy places the organism in Eukaryota, Metazoa, Chordata, Mammalia, Carnivora, Phocidae. Bases 201 to 1937 code for a protein of 578 amino acids. The record is from RefSeq and is a predicted model, not a curated record.